AUGACCGUCUCCGAAUCAAAGGAGCUUCGAGGGCUCAACCUCAUCGCCGCGCAUUCCCAUAUCCGAGGCCUUGGUGUCGAUGGCACGUCACUCGAACCGCGAACCUCCUCGCAGGGCCUUGUCGGACAAGAAAAGGCGCGAAAGGCCGCCGCCGUCAUUCUUCAGAUGAUCAAGGAAGGCAAGAUUGCCGGACGCGCCGUGCUGAUUGCCGGCCCUCCCAGCACUGGCAAGACUGCCAUCGCCAUGGGUAUGGCGCAAUCCCUUGGCCCCGACGUCCCCUUCACCAGUCUCGCUGCCUCCGAAAUCUUCUCCCUCGAAAUGUCCAAGACCGAGGCCCUGACCCAGGCCUUCCGCAAGUCAAUUGGCGUCCGCAUCAAAGAGGAAAGCGAGAUUAUGGAGGGCGAGGUUGUUGAGAUUCAGAUUGAUCGGAGCGUGACGGGCGGCGCCAAGCAGGGCAAGCUCACCAUCAAGACGACCGACAUGGAGGCUGUUUACGACAUGGGUACCAAGAUGAUUGACGCCAUGACCAAAGAGCGCGUCAUGGCCGGCGACAUCAUUUCCAUUGACAAGUCCUCUGGCAAGAUUACCAAGCUGGGCCGGUCCUACGCUCGUUCGCGCGACUACGACGCCAUGGGCGUGGACACCAAGUUCCUGCAGUGCCCCGACGGUGAGCUCCAGAAGCGCAAGGAGGUCGUCCACACUGUCACCCUGCACGAGAUUGAUGUCAUCAACUCGCGGACGCAAGGCUUCCUGGCUCUUUUCUCCGGCGACACGGGCGAGAUCCGUAGCGAAAUCCGCGACCAGAUCAACACCAAGGUCGGCGAGUGGAAGGAGGAGGGCAAGGCCGAGAUUGUUCCCGGUGUGCUCUUCAUCGAUGAGGUGCACAUGCUCGACAUCGAGUGCUUUUCCUACAUCAACCGCGCCCUCGAGGACGACUUGGCUCCCAUCGUCAUGAUGGCCAGCAACAGGGGCAACUCGCGCAUUCGAGGAACCGAUUACAAGAGCCCUCACGGCCUUCCCCUCGAUUUUCUUGAUCGUGUCGUCAUCAUUCACACGCACAAGUAUAACCCUGAGGAGAUCAAGCAGAUCCUGACCAUCAGGGCGGCGGAGGAAGAAGUCGAGGUGUCUGCUGACGCUCUUGCUCUGUUGACCAAGAUCGGUCAGGAGGCCGGCCUGCGCUACGCCAGCAACCUCAUUACGACGUCGCAGCUCAUCAGCGCGAAGCGCAAGUCCAAGGCCGUGGACGUCGCCGACGUCCAGCGAAGUUUCUCCCUGUUCUACGACCCCGACCGCAGCGUCAAGUUUGUGACCGACUCGGAGAAGCGACUGAUAGGCAAUGAUGGCGGUGUCGACUUUACCGUCACCAAUGGCCACGGUGAGGCGAUGGAUGUGAGCUGA
Verticillium dahliae VdLs.17 is the source of this 1398-nucleotide messenger RNA. RefSeq names its product transcriptional regulator. The transcript has 2 exons. Gene Ontology annotation, cellular component: R2TP complex; NuA4 histone acetyltransferase complex; Ino80 complex. NCBI's taxonomy places the organism in Eukaryota, Fungi, Ascomycota, Sordariomycetes, Glomerellales, Plectosphaerellaceae. The record is from RefSeq and is a predicted model, not a curated record. Gene Ontology annotation, biological process: box C/D snoRNP assembly; regulation of transcription by RNA polymerase II; chromatin remodeling. Gene Ontology annotation, molecular function: DNA helicase activity; ATP binding; ATP hydrolysis activity. Bases 1 to 1398 code for a protein of 465 amino acids.